UAGAAGUGAAAGAACAGUCAGACCGGAUGUUGUACAUCUGCUUCUUGGGAGGUUGGACUUUCCCCGGAAGUGGCCGGCUGCUGCAGAAGCCAUCGCUGCGGUUCGCACGGAACCGGACUGGCGGGAUGGAGCCUGGUGCGGUUUCUCCGGGCGUUCGGAUCAAAUCGGAACCGGACGACGUGGAGAUCCAGCCCCUCACGCUCCUCAAGAAGCUGUCCGUCAAACUGACCGACUGCAGGCUGUGGCUGGAGGGGCGGGACUUCCUGUCUCUUGAUGAUUAUCCUCAGCUGAAGCAGCGCCGUCCGACGAGCACGAGCAGGAAGAUGGUUUACUGCCCAGAAUGCAACCGGGGUUUCUACAAGAGUGCUCACCUGGAGGCUCACCUGAGGACCCACCGGGGGGGGAAACUCAACGAGUGCUGGCGGUGCGGGAAGAGCUACCCAACCCUCAUGAGCCUGGUGGUCCAUCAGCAGGUCCAUGAGCGCAGGGAGCCCUACCACUGUUCCCACUGCGACAAGACCUUUGCCCUGAAGAGGGACUGGAAGACGCACCACCGCACGCACUCUGGCACAAAGCCGUUCAGGUGCUGGUUCUGUGGCGACGGGUUUGGCGAGCAGGCGGAGCUGGGCCAGCACCUGGAGACGCACCAGGGGGAGAAGUGCUACCGUUGCAGGGUCUGCGACAAGAGGUUUGUCUCCUACCAGGGCUUCAACUUCCAUCGCCGGUCGCACCGGAAGAGCAAGCCGCUGCCCUGCCCCAGGUGUGAGAAGACCUUCGGGAACCCCCAGAGCCUGAAACUCCACCAGGUGACCCAUUCCGACAGGAAGCCGCAUCAGUGCCCCACUUGUGGCAAAGGCUUCAAGCUGCUGAGCGGCAUGCGGGUCCACCGGCGGACCCACCAGGACCUGAGGGACUACCACUGCGCCGAGUGCGGCAAGCGCUUCUCCAGCCUGCAAGGCCUGAAGCUGCACGACCGCACCCACACCGGCCUGAAGCCCUACCGCUGCACCGAGUGCGGAAAGCGCUUCACGCAGUCGCCACACCUGAAGUCCCACAUGGUGACGCACACCGGGGAGCGGCCCUUCCUCUGCACCACCUGCGGGAAGAGAUUCACCCAGUCGUCCCACCUGAGGUCCCACAUCACGCUGUUCCACGUGGGCGAGAAGCCCUUUGCCUGCGAGGACUGCGGGAAGAGCUUCACUAUCGCCCACUACCUGAAGAUGCACCGGCUGAGCCACACCAAGGAAAAGCUGUACCAGUGCUCCUACUGCGACAAGGCCUUCUCCUACCACAACUCCUGGAGGGCCCACGAGAGGAUCCACACCGGCGAGCGUCCCUUUCGCUGCUGCGACUGCGGCCGGAGCUUUGUCACCUCCGGCUCGCUGCUAAGCCACCGCAGAACUAAGCACACUGGGGAGAAGAGCCACUACUGUAUCACCUGCGGGGAGUUCUUCUUUACUAGCUCGCUGCUGCGGGUCCACCAGCUCGACCACACCGGCGAGCGGCCGCACGCAUGUUGUUGCGGCAAGACCUUCAAGACCAAAGGGGUGCUGCGUUACCACCUGAAGAGGUUCAUGGACCACCAGCCAGCCGAAUGACACGGGUCAGUUGCAGGGCCGUGGUCCAAUGGUCCCAGAGGUCCCGCAGGUCUUUUCCUAACAACGAUCCCUUGGCCUCUGAGGAAGAUGUCACAGGGUCAGGAAAAGUAGGACGGGGAGGAGCUCGGAGACAAUCUGUCUUCACUGAGCUACGCAGCUGUGAUAUCACUGAUGUGGAAGUAGGACGUUCAGAAGCUCCUCCUAGAUACUUCCUGUGUUCUCACAGAGCCAAUCGCAAGAAAAAAAAAACUUUAUUAGCAUUGCAGGAAUGUCAAUAAAAGAAAUCCGAAUUAUCCAAUAAAGAACAAAGCUACUAAACUGUCAACAUGUGCACAUUUACACAUUAUGAAGACUUACUUUCAUCAUUUCCGAGUCACUUUAAAUGAUUCUGCCGCAAGGCAUUGUGGGUAGGAAUUAUCCACUUUUCUUUUGUACAGGAAGGUCUGGUGUUUGUUCUCCUAAAUAUAAAGGAAGCACUGAAAACCUUUUGGUAGAGGAGCUCAUGAAGGAAGCGUUGAAGAUUCUACUCUACAGGAGCUUAACGGGACUCAUGAAAGAGGAACCGUCACGAGAACAAAAAGGAUUAUUGGACAUCCAUCACGGAGUCCGUGUACCCUUUUCUCAGCAUAAACGUCUCUACAGAAUUAUUUAAAUUGUUUCAAAUCACAGGUUUUGAUAAGAAGUCGGAAACUAUUAGGAAUCCGAUUGUCUGGGGGCCACGUGAAGCACUAACUUGGUCCUUCUCUGCUGCGAUCUCUUAAGCUCUUAAUAAACACCUUUAAAGCUGAAA
This is a messenger RNA of Gasterosteus aculeatus aculeatus (three-spined stickleback), 2388 nucleotides long. The record is from RefSeq and is a predicted model, not a curated record. NCBI's taxonomy places the organism in Eukaryota, Metazoa, Chordata, Actinopteri, Perciformes, Gasterosteidae.